This is a messenger RNA of Aegilops tauschii subsp. strangulata, 1542 nucleotides long. The record is from RefSeq and is a predicted model, not a curated record. Lineage: Eukaryota; Viridiplantae; Streptophyta; Magnoliopsida; Poales; Poaceae.
AUGAAUCUUGGUGCUGACCUUGCCGGAUUUGCUGGAGGGGAGCAGCAACAGGAGGAGCCGCUGAGGGCCGCCCUUGACACGCCGCCCCCAUUGACCACGCCGCCCAGAGGGGCGUCCCCGUCAAGGACACCUACUGAUGGGCCCACGCGCACGGAAGAAGAGGAGGCGAGCUUGGGUGCCGGCGGCUCCAUCCCGGCGACGGACAUUGGCGGGGAGGGAACCACUUCUUCCCAACUCGGCACGGGUAAGUGGCCUGAGGAUAUCGACACUAUCAUCGGGGAGGUCGCCAAGGAUGUCGAAGCCGAGGCCACCAAGAUCGCGGCUGAGGAAGCCGCCAAGUCCGCCGCCGAGGAGGCCGCCAAGGGGCCUGCCGGGGGAGCCGGGGAGACCGCUGCCGGGGGGCCCAACAAGGGGUCUGCCGGGGAGCCUGGCAAGGGGACUGCCGGGGAGCCCGGCGAGGCCGCUGCCGACGAGGCCACCAAGGAGUCCACCGAGGAGGUGGUGGCCAACGACCAACCUUCCUCCCCCGCAGCCCUUGCCCCGGGCAAGUACCUUAUGGUGGGCGACGACUUGUUCAUCCGCCUCCCAGGGACGGCGAGCACCAGAGCGCCGACCGAAGGGGUGGUGUUUGAUGAUGAGGUGCUUGCCACCGCCGGGCUCCAGGUUGUUGAUGAACCGAGCGCGGGCGGUGGCGGUUCCCAGGAGGAGCAGCUCCUCCGAGCCAUGAGCGCCAACUUCCAGAAGCUCCAGGCGCUCCAGCAUGCCCGCAAACACAAUGUCAAAUCCAGGAUGGCGGUGGUGGAAAAGGCGGAGGCAGAUUUUGAGGAGAGCGUCGCUCAGACGCAAGUCUGGUUUGGCGAGGCCCGGGAUGAACUGAGGGCUGCCCAGGGUGAGCUGGAGGAGCACGAGCGAAAGCUCAUCCGGAAGCAGGCCGAUAUCGAGAAGGCCCGGGAGGUAACGAAGGAUCUGUCCGCCAAGGACGAAGCUACCCGGCAACAGCAGAAGGCCCUGCUGGAUUCCCAGGAGGAGGACCUUGCCGCUUGUGAGCAGGCGCUUGCCGCCACGCUCCGAGGCAAGGACGAGGACAUUGAGAAGAUCGUCGCGCAGCGGACCCAGGAGCUGGAGCAGACGCACAAGGAUGCACUCAAUGCUCUGGCCCUGGACCACGCCGGCAAGGUGAAGGAGCUGGAGCUGGAGCGGGAUGGGAUGAAGAAGGAGGUCUUGGAGCUGACGGAGGAGAGGGACACGACCAACCGCGCCUUGGCGUAUGCGCAGGCUGCAGUCUCCGACAAGGCCAAGCUGCUUUCCGAGGCCAACAACUCCAUCAAUGAUCUGAAGCUGAAACUGGAUGGCCUGGAGGGGAAGCGUUCGGAGGCCAGGGCCCGUGAGGAGACCCUGAACAAGGCCCUGGAGGACGAGAAGCAGCUGCGGAGCAAUGACGCCGCCGCCCAGGAGGAUUACGUGAAGAGCGUAAACCUCUGGAUCAGCCGCCUCGUCGAUGUUGCAGAGAGGCUCACUGAUGCGCCACCUUCCAGCGGCUGA